AAACAAAAAUAAACAGAAAUACAAAUAGAAAACAAAGAGUGGGAAAAACGAAAGAAAAUGUCAGCCUCACAGCCAAAGGAUACGGCAUUAAAGACUAAAGAAACAGCAGUUGCAACACCAGCAGCAGCAGCAGCAGCAGCUACAGGUCUGGCUGCAGUGCCGCCUCCGCCAACUGCCACUGCCACAAAACCAACAGCAACAGCAACAACUUUGACGGGGCGGAAAACUUUAACCUCCAGUCGAGCAUUGUCAUUGUUUGAUCAGCUGAAAAACGGCGUCAAUUUAAACAGUUUAACAAUUGGCGCCACAGCAACAGCAACAGCAACGCCAACAGCCACUGCCACAGCAUCCACACCCGCACUGGCACCACCCCCAGUGCCCUUGCCACACUCGAAUAUCGAUUUGAAGCCACCGGCCAAGCCGCCCCGUCAGUUCAGCACGCCCAGCAGCAUUGGCAUUGUGCAGGGUACCAAAAGGGGAGCCAACGGAGAUGGCACGGGUGCUGCUGCCACACAGUCAUCCGCCGUGGAUAUAAACGCAUUGCGAUCUCAGCUCUAUCAGGGCGCCGCAGGAAGAGCAGCGGUAGCAGCAACAGGAGGAGCCACACAAGGAGGAGCCACAGGCAGCGCAGGAGGAGCCGCAGGAGAGCGGGGAAGAGGCACAAAGAAGCGUUGCCUGGAUCGAUACGAUUCGUCAGAGUCAUCCGACAGCGGCGUUGCCACUUCGCUGAGCUGCGCGGACUCCAGCACGGGCUCCAGUGAUGCGUCCGAGCCCGGCUCCCCGUACAGUGCGCACUCGCAACUGAGCGACGAACAGCUGACCAAGAUGCCGCCCCAGAUACUCAGCGGGAGCACCAGCACCAGCAGCACUCCCAGCGGCAGCAACAGCUCCUCCACAGCGUCCUCCACCCACAGCAGCAGCCCGACAGCGGCAGCGUCCCCAGCUUCGGCCAUUCCCACACACAGCCACGGCCUCAGCCUCAGCAUCAGCACUGCCAAACCCACAACGAUGCCGAUGGCCAUGUCCAGCACCCAGGGGCGACAGCCCAGCCUGCUGCCCACCCUCCAGUGGCCGUGGAACACGAAUCUGGGCAGCACCUCCACCGCCGUGCCGGCCGCCGCGGCCAACAAGAAGCGCCCCGCCGGAGGAGCAGGAGCGUCCUCCAGCAGCGCAGAGGGGAGCAGUCCGGCAGUGGCGGCGGCCAAGAAGAGUCGCUGCGAGCCCCAGGCAGGCAGCGACGCGAGCAAAAGACUGAAGGCGGCGGCCCUCGAGGAGUCGCAGACGAAGAUCACCGGCUUCUUCAAGUCCCAGAUGAAGCCCACGCCGGGAGGCAAGCUGUCGCCGCCACCCAAUGCCAGCUCCAGCACAGCCCCUGGCCUGCAUCCGGCCAACACGCUGACCAUGAGCACGCCCGCCACCACAGCCUCCUUGAACAAGUACUUUAACAUUUUGUCGCAGCUCAAGGAGCAGAAGCAGCAGCAGCAACAGCAGCAGCAACUGCAGCUGCAACAGCAGGCGGCCAAGCAGGCCACGCCCACUCCCAGCCCCGCUGCCCUGUCGCCACCACAGCCAAAUGCAAGUGCAACGACACCAGCGCCAGUGCCGCUGCCGCUGCCACUGCAACUGCCCGUGCCCGUGGCCAACAGCCAGACAACGAGUCUGCCCGUGCCCGCACUCAAGAAGAUCGAGCGGAGCACCAAGCAGCCGGCGAAGAUCGCCCAAGUGGCGCCCAACCUGCGCAAGACGCCCAGCAACGGCAGCAACCACAGCAACUCCUCCUCCAGCUCCUCGUCCUCCAGCUCCUCGAACGGCUCCAACAGCUCCCAGCACACGGGCAAGUCGCCAGCCAAGAAGCACGUGGCCAUCGCCCCGCGCACGCCCGAGAUGAAGCAGCAGCAGCAACAGCAGCUCCAGCUGCAGGCGCAGUCCGGCAAGGCGGCCAUGGCCUACCGACCGCCAGGCACGAGUCCAGCGCUCAAGCAAAAGAUCUCCCCGGCCACCGGGCUGGCCAGCAGCACGGCCACGUGCACCGCCAUCACGCAUCCCACGACAACGGCCGCCCCGAGCCCCAAUCCCAACAGCAAUCCCACGCUCUACCAGCUGCCCGUGCAGCUGCCGAAUCUAGUCCAACUGCCGCCCCAGCUGGCGGCCGCCGCCAACAUUAUGCAGCUGAACAACGUGGCCAAGGCAGCGAUGGCCACCGCAGCCAACAACAAUGCAGCCGCCGCACAGGCGGCCCAAGCAGCGCAGGCAGCAGCCGCCCAGUACUUCCUCAACGGGACGGUGUUCAAGCUGCAGCAGGUGACCACGGCCACCACCACGACGGCGACCACGGCCACGGCAGCAGCCUCCACGGGCAAUCCCUUUGGUCUGCUCAGCGCCAACGAGCUGCAGGAUCUGCUGAUGAAGCAGCAACAGCAGCAACAGCUCCAGCAGCAGCAACUGCAGCUGCAACAGGCGGUGGCAGCGAAGGCGGCAGCCAGCACACCCUCGCCCAACAACGCGGCCAACUUCCAGGAGCUGUUCCAGCAACAGAUUGCCGCCGCCAUUCAGCAGCAGCAAUUGCAACGACUCGUGCAAGGCGGAGCCGCUGCCGCUGCGGCACAGCCCGUGUUCAUGGCCACGCCGGCAGGACUCUUGCUCAAUGCCGCGACCCUGCCAGCGAUGCUCGCCCAAGCGGCGGCCGCAAUUGCAGCCAACAACCAGCAGCAGCAGCAACAGCAGCAGAAAGUGGCUGCCUCGCUGGCCCUGCAGCAACAUCAACACCAGCAGCAGCAGCAGCAGCACCAACAGCAGCAGCAGCAACAUCAGAGCCUGCCCGCCCUGCAGCCCAUUCCCGCACUGAGCUCCAUCUUUGAGCCAUCAACGGAGCAACAGCAGCAGCAGCAACUGCAGAUGCAACAACUCAUCACUGCCAGCAACAACCACAAUGCCUCGAAUAAUCUAAGUAGCAUCAACAGCACUGCCAUGCAACAUCAUCAUCAGCAGCAGCAGCAGCAGCAGCAUCAACAUCAUCAGCAGCAGCAGCUGCAACAUCAGCAGCAGCAGCAUCGUGCGCUUGUCAAGCCUCCGAGGCUCAGCUCCAGCCAGCCCCCGCCGCUGGUGACCAUCUCCUCAUCCUCCUCCGCGCAGGCAAACUGCUCCCCGGCAUCGUCGCCAGCUGCCAAGCGGACGACUGCCCUGCCCAGCGCCAAGCCCUACCAGAAGCGGCUCACGGCGAAGAGCAACGGCGGCGGCAAGUUCCCCACGGGCUCGUCUCCCAUCAUUGCCACGCCAACGACGCCACCGCCACUCGUGCCAACAUCGGCGACCAAAGAACUGUGCCAGCUGCGCAAGAGCACAGCGCCAGCCGUGUCCCUGGCACCCACUCCAGCACCCGCGCCCACAACAAGCAAUCCCACGCCGCCGCUGGUGAGCAUUGCCAGCUCGAAGCUGCUGCCCACGCUGAGCAUGGCAAAGCAGAUGCCAGCAGCGAAGUUCGGGAACACGAGCAUCAGCAUCAGCAGCAGCAGCAGCAGUGGCGCUGGCAAUGGCAAUGGCGCUGGGAGUGGCACACCCGACCUCUUUGAUCUCGUCAAGAACUCGCAGGGAGCCAUCAGCAUUGUGGCCAAGUCGACGAGCAGCCAUCCGCUGACGCCGCUGCCUUUCAGCUCGCCGAGCAGCAACAGCAGCAGCAGCCUGCUGCGAUCCUCGCCAGCGUUGUCCAACUCCAACUCCUGCACUCUGUCGGCCUUCAGCAAGAUCAAGGCGGAGCCCUCGGAGGAUUCGGCCUCGGCCCUUGUGGCAGCCAUCGGCUCGCAAUGCUCCUCGGUCUCCCCCCUGGCCUCGCCCAAGCCCCAGAGCUUUGCUGGCCAGCUGCCCAGCAGCAGGGGAGCACUGGACGUGGUGAAGCACGAGCUGCUGCCGGAGUGCAGCCACAGCAACUCCAACUCCAACUCCUGCAGCAGCUACUCGAACAGCGUCAGCUCCGCGGCGGAUCUCUCGCUGGAGCCCUCGACGCCCGCCUCCCUCAGCUCGCCCUCGCCGGCGCCGUCGCCCUCAGCGGGCAGCAGCAGCAGCCGUAGGGCCGCGAGUCAGACGGACAUGCUCAGCGAGAUGGUCACCUCGUCGUGCAUCUCCAGCGGUGGCGAGGAUUGCUCCCAGACGACCACAGACAUGACCCAGCCGCCGCUGGAGAAGAGCGAGCCAACGGCCACGCCGCCACCGAUUGCCAGCGCCAGGAGCAACAGCAGCAGCAGCAGCGGGAGCAGCAACUACGACGAGGAGGAUGACAAGUCGGUGGGCUCUCUGGAGACGCAUCCGACGCACAAGCGGCUGCGGGAUCUGCCCACGCCCGAGUCCGGUAUCGGCGGCAGCCUGAGCAACAGCGAGAGCAGCAACUCCAUCGCGGAUGGCAUGUCUGCCAAGUCGGUUUCGGCCUGCCCGCCCACAACUGCCUCAUCCGCGUCUGCCUCCGUCUCGGACAGCAACUCCCUGGCCAGCAGUGCACCCUCGCCCGCCGCCCCAGACGUUGCUCCAGACUCCCCAGACUCCAUCUCGCCCUGCCCCACGCCGGCCAGCAGCGCGGACACAGUGGUGGACACGGCCCUGGCCGAAGCGGCCAGCAAGAGCCUGCCCAAGUGCGCCAUCUCGCCGAUACUCUCGCAGCCGAAGACCAUCCGGUUCCCGGCAGGCGCCGGGGCCGGCGGCAAGGGUGGGAAGCGGCACGACGGCGUCUGCUACUGGGACAAGUGCAACAAGAAGCACGAGAGCAACUCCAAGCUGCUGGACCACAUGCAGACGCAUCACGUGAACACCCAGACGGGGCCCUUCGCCUGCCUCUGGGUGGGCUGCAAGGUGUACAACAAGGAGUCCUGCUCGCGCCGCUGGCUGGAGCGCCACGUUCUCUCCCACGGCGGCUCCAAGCAGUUCAAGUGCAUCGUCGAGGGCUGCGGCCUGAGGUUCGGCUCACAGCUGGCACUGCAGAAGCAUGUGAACAACCACUUCAAUGCCACGGACAACGUCAAGGAGAGCACCAGCAAGCGCACCUCCGACCCGCCCGUGCCCAAGCAGCUGCGGAAGAACGGCAAGAAGCUGCGCUACCGCCGACAGCCCUUCUCAGCUCGCAUGUUCGACUUCUUCGACACGGGCAUCAUGGAGGGGCUGCAGCACCGCCUGCGCCAGAUCAGCACGCUCACCAAUGGCGCCCAGGCCAUCACCUUCCAGGGCCAGUGCGUGAUGCGAAGGCGGAACAGCCAGGGCGGACACGAUUGCUUCGUGCGCUGGUCCCCGCGCGAGAUAAUAUCGGACGAGUGGUUGCCCGAGUGUCCGAAUCGGACGCGCUGCCACACGAAGGUGCUGCACAUCAAGCACAUGCGUCCGGCGGAAAAGACACGCGUGGACAGUCUGCUGAGCACGGCCUACAGGCUGCGCUACGAUGCACAGCUCUUUGCCGACGAUUACAAUGUGAACGAGCUGCAGGAGCUGGGUGCCAGUGACUGCGAGGAGGAGGAGGAUGAAGAGGACGAUGAGGAGGAGGAGGAGGAUGAUGGCAUCUCUGCGACCAUCAGCUCGAGGACUGCCAGCAGUGGGACUGUGUCCAGCUACCAGCAGGUGCUCAGCAUUGCCAAACUGCAGAUGCAGCAGCGCCGCAAGCAUCCCCGCAAGCCGCCCAAGAUGGUGCCCGUGGUGCCAACGGACGCUCUGGUGCCCAUAUAAGAGAAACAGAACCACAAGCAAAAAAGUAUUCUUUAAGUAGCAAGGAGACAAACGAGUAAACAGUGACAACUAGAAUAGAUAUUCUACGAUUAUAAGUUUAAGCCAUCGUACCGCAUAUAUCGUACUAUAUAGAUCUAUAUAAACACACACCAACAGCCACACCAUUUAGGGUGCAGCUACCAGAGACAGACCAGGGCCCACGCUUUGUUCAGUUUGAUCAUCGACCAUCCUCUUAGUUCGCUGUGCAUUGUACAUAGUUACAUACAUAAAUACAUACACUUAUCGCAUUUACAUACAUUAUCGUAUGUAGGAGAUCCGAGUCAGUUACUGUGGCCACCUUAUCGCAACCCACCCGCGCGCGUUCGAGCAACUGUUAUGAACAAAAAUGUCUUAAGUUGUAGCGUCUCUAGCUUGUAGGUUUUAGCCCUUAGUUAAUUGUACAUUUUGAUGGAGCAGCCUACUAUUUGGUAGUGUUAGUGGAGUGGAGUGGAGUGAACAAGACUUGUUUGUUUCUAAUGUAUUUUGUGUUAGUUUAUCGUGUAUUCGUGUUUUAUAUUCAUUUCGUUUCCGUUUCGUUCCCAUUGUUUUAGUCGUAACUUUAGGACCAGGCCAAAACUUCCAAAAAACGCACACACAACCCACGGCUCGCUCGGUGGUCAAAGGGUUAACUUUAAAGUAGAGUAGAAGCGAGAGCAAAAGGUGGAGAAAACACAAGCAAAGAAGAACACAAGACUUUAAGCAUUUACGAAAGCUACAGAGAAAGCUGCAUCAAAUAAUUGUAAAACAUUUUGUACUCAAUUCGAACAGCAAUGCAAACAACAAGCCCCAAACGAUCGAUUGACGAUUGAUUAUCCAUUAAGUUAGUGCAAAAAUCCCAUGCAAAACUCGUCUCCAAGAGGAGCAGUCUGUACAUAACAUUAUACAUAGAUAUAUAUAAAUAAUAUCAUUAACUAGUUUCGCUCUUAAACCCCUUAAGCUACACCUAAACGAAUCAUUUAGAACCUAGCCACGGCAACAACAACACAAUCCAAUCCCUCAUUAAACGAACUAUGCAAAUAAAGUUAUCGAAAGGAGCAGCAGAGCCACCCACACAUCAUAAACACACCCAAACGCAUUAGAACGAUUUAUCUUUAUCUUUUGUAUUCUUUUUCACUGAUUUUGCUGUUGGUUUUACACAUGUACAUAUCUGAACGGCAGGCAGACCCAGACCCAAACCCACACACUCGAUUCACAUACAUAACAUACAAUAUAAACAAACAAAAAUUCGCCUUAACAGUAAACGUAAUUUAUAAUUUUUGCUCGACGCCAAUGAAUUUAUAUGUGAAUUUAAAGUAAGUAAAACCAAAAACGUAAACUGAAUCGAAAAACGAGAAAGAGAAAGACAAAAAAAAACGAUUACUCAACACUGCCAAAAAUGUAAUGGAACAACAUGAACCCACAGUUGUUAGGAACGACUGAACUGAUAAUAUUUAGUGUGCAAGGAGUCAGCCAUGAGAUGACUUCCUUCCCCAAUGGCAAUCCUUUUUCAAUAUGUUGCAAAAAAAACAAUAAAACUGCCCUAAAGCGAUGUGUGUAUCAUAGCUAUACGACGAGUAAUAUUAUCAUCUGAUUAUCUGAGUGUUGUCUAGAGAUAGUGUAGAUGCGUCUCUGUGCCCCAAUUAGUUUUAGCCGAUAAUUGUAUACAAGAAUCAAAUAUAUAUACACACAAAUCUAUGUGCGCCCCUGAGUAUAGUGUAUGUAUAUGGCCCCCGCCUGGCUUUUAUAGAACCUGAUCGUAUGUAUGGAAAGCAAUACUUUACAUAAUACUUUGUAAUCGCUGAUCGAGUUUAGUUCUUCCAUUCGGUUCCACUUUCGAUGCCUUUCACCCAAAAUUGUUCAAGGCUUUUGUAUGGCAACAACAAAACGAGAGAAAUUAAAACUAAAACACAAACGGAAAGGAAAAAGGAAAAAGAUUAAGAUGAACAAAAAAGAAGAUAAAGAUAAAGAAAUUCAAAUAAAAUAAAACUACCUCAAAUUUUUGCAAGCAUAGAGAACACAAACAAAAAGGAAUUUUUCGAUACGAAUUUUCUAAAGCAAAACAAAGAGUAUUGUAUUGUAUUGUAUUGUAAUGUAUAGUAUUGUAUUGUACAGUUCAUAACAAAAAAGUGCAUUCAGGAACCGAUAGAACCGAACGAACAACAACAACAAGAACAAGGGAAAGCAUAGACACGUAGGACACACACAUACAAACGUAGGCUAAUUCCAUAUUUUGCUAAUAUAAACGUACAGUCAAGUCAGUCUACACAUAUACACAAAUACAUACAUGCACACAGUACAGUGUGUAGGAUAAGCCAAGCUCCAGUUAUCCAGUUAUUAUUACGAGUACGUGACUCCGAUUUAAUUUUAACAUUUCGGUAGGGAGUUUCGCUGCCCUGCCCUGCCCUGCCCUAACCUUUGCUUUGCCCUGUUUUAGUUUGUGUACAUAUAGAGGGACGGGACUUAUCCAGUGCGAGAUAUACAUGUAUUCGAUAUAUCAUAAAAAUAAAGAUUAAUAUUACAACCGCUUUAA
Drosophila subobscura is the source of this 8245-nucleotide messenger RNA. RefSeq names its product zinc finger protein jing (gene jing). The coding region runs from base 58 to 5697 and encodes 1879 amino acids. Gene Ontology annotation, cellular component: ESC/E(Z) complex. The transcript is spliced from 6 exons. Gene Ontology annotation, biological process: regulation of transcription by RNA polymerase II. The record is from RefSeq and is a predicted model, not a curated record. Lineage: Eukaryota; Metazoa; Arthropoda; Insecta; Diptera; Drosophilidae.